Molecule: messenger RNA, 1404 nt
Organism: Acromyrmex echinatior (Panamanian leafcutter ant)
Lineage: Eukaryota; Metazoa; Arthropoda; Insecta; Hymenoptera; Formicidae
Product: gamma-glutamyl hydrolase A
Biological process (GO): tetrahydrofolylpolyglutamate metabolic process
Cellular component (GO): vacuole
Molecular function (GO): gamma-glutamyl-peptidase activity
Source: RefSeq, a predicted model, not a curated record
AAUCGGACGAAAGAAUUUUACUAAUUAAUUAAUAAAAAAAAAAAGUAUUUCGAAGCAUUUGUGAUCAAGUCGACUUUGAUAGCUUGUUAUUCAACAUAUUUUUGAACUAAUAGCGAGAGUGUAUACAUUGUUUUUUUCACUGUGUUUCUAGAAAGAAAACUUUACAAUUUUAUUAUAUAUACUUCAUAAUGACCUCUCUAUGGGUGUUUCUAUUUACAAUAUUUGUCUUUACAGUCGUGAAAACUAAAGAAGAGUUGAACAAUCGGCCGAUCAUCGGUAUUCUGACGCAGGAAAUAAGUUAUAACUUAAAUAAAACGUACCCUAAUCAGUAUCACAGCUACAUCGCUGCAUCGUACGUGAAAUUCGUGGAAGGUGCUGGCGCUCGAGCCGUACCGAUUUGGAUUGGUGGAAACACGUUGUACUACAAAGACAUCUUGAGCAAAGUCAAUGGGGUUCUCUGGCCGGGAGGAUCGACGUAUUUCUCUCAGAAGGAAGGAUAUGCUGAUGCAGGCGCCAAGAUUUAUAGAAUCGCAAAGAGAAUCAACGAAGAAGGCAAGUACUUCCCAAUAUUUGGUAUCUGCCUUGGCUUUGAACUCUUGACAUAUGUCGCCGCGAAUCGCGUCGCGCACAGAACGCAAUGUUCCAGUAACAAUCAGCGCCUUCCACUAGAAUUCACACCUGGUUAUAGAGAAAGCAAAUUGUUUAAAAAUGCGCCACUGAAUGUUUUAAGGGUUUUGUCUGAGCAGAACGUCACGGCGAAUUAUCAUCACUUAUGCGUCACGAAAAAGGCUUUACGUCAUGUCAAUUUAACUGAUGAAUUUCACGUGUUGUCACUAAAUCAUGAUGAAAAUGGUUUGGAAUUCAUUUCCACAUUGGAACAUAAGCAGUUCCCGUUUUACGGAUUGCAAUUCCAUCCGGAAAAGAAUCUUUACGAAUGGGUGAUCGGGAAGAGAAUUCCUCACUCAAUCAAUGCUACUAUAGCAUCUCAAUAUUUCGCCAACUUUUUCGUUAACGAGGCUCGUAAAAAUUUUAACGAAUUUCGGAAACAAGAGGAGCAACGGAGUCUAAUCUACAACUAUCCUAUUACUUACACGGCGCUGCAGAAUUCGUCUUUCCAGCAGUGUUACAUGUUUAAGAAAAGCGAUCGCAAUAACUUUUUCUACAGAAAUUUAACACCAACAAAUUCUUUUCAAUCGGUCGUCCGACCUUUUGACGAGCAAUUUCCAUUCCGCCGUGGAGUUUAUAACUGGUCUUUUUAUACAAAUUUCAACUUUAGUAAUACGAUUAUAUAUUGGUAACAUUACUGCGUUUUUAUUAUUGUAUAACUGAAGAAGGCCUAAUCGAAAGGCCGAAACAUGUAAUAUUUUUAAUUGAUUAUAAAAUAUAAUAGUGUUCAUUAUGUAA